This is a messenger RNA of Talaromyces atroroseus, 1446 nucleotides long. RefSeq lists its product as hypothetical. The transcript has 4 exons. The coding region runs from base 1 to 1446 and encodes 481 amino acids. NCBI's taxonomy places the organism in Eukaryota, Fungi, Ascomycota, Eurotiomycetes, Eurotiales, Trichocomaceae. The record is from RefSeq and is a predicted model, not a curated record.
AUGGCUCGUGAAUUCCCUGCCGACGUGGUGAGGACCACUGACAGGUUCGCUGCCGAAUUGGGUCAGGUUAAUGGUAUCAAUGUGGAUGAUAUUGCUCGGCUUUGGAGAGCGUACACGACGCAGCAAACUGUUGUGCAAGAUGUCGUGGUGUCCCGGUUGGAGAAUUUCUUCUGGAGGAUAUGGAGCAAUGUCGCUCUCCAGCAGAAUCUUACUGGAAUUACACUGGCAACUCUUUUCAUGGCUAUUCAUGAAAACUCCUCGCUUCAUAUUGAUGCCCAUCGCCACCAGUCGCUCUCGGAAAUCCAACCCCCCUCUGUCAUCAUGGCCGAAGCUUCAUUGACUAUCACCACCAACCCCCAGUCUGACGAACAGAAAGAGUCACCGAAGAAAGAGUCCAAAAACCCCCUUCCACCCAUUCUCAAGAAAUCCACCGAAGGAAAGAAAAGCCAGCCUCCGACAGCACCGUCUUCUUUCAAAACAACAAGGAUCGUAGUCCCCGAGAAGCAAACUCAGAAAGCGACUAAAGAUACAGCUGUAGAAAACGGGAAGGCAACAGCCAUAACUGCGCAGAAGCCAGCCCGUAAGAAAGCAGCCUUUGUCGCAAAUCGGGCAACCUCGUCAAGACGAAGAGGCGUGCUUAUUAGGAGGAAAUCUACACAGACUUCGCCUGUUCAAUCUCCAGCUGUUGAGCGCUCGGAGGAGAGCUUAGAAGAGGAGUUUAUAAUGCCAAAAGACGAGCAGGUAGAAGAAACUGCGCAAAAAUCCGAGUCUUUCAGCGUCCCAAAAGGCCCCGAGUUCUCGUGGCGUUCCUUGUCCUACUUGAAAGUUGAUGAGAAUAAAACUGCACCACCACCACCAGAACAUAAAGCCACCGGGUCUGGAACAAGCCCUCCUCCUACAAACUUCUCUCUCAGCAGUGUCCGCCACCACCGUAGCCCCGAGAGUGUCCAAGCCUCAUAUCAAGAAACCACUCGGAGCGUCGCAAAGUCCAAUAAGCCUCUGGUUGACCAGGACUUUCGUACACAUUUCGUUCAACGAAAACGCCAAGAAUCUGCGCACGGCACCAACAACAACAGCACAGCUUCUUCUCUCACCACCAGUCUCAGCUCGACGAAUUUCCGAGAACUGCUUAACGCUGCCCAAGCUGCUGCACAAUCUCUUCCGAACCACGACGGUCCCAGCGCAAGUACAGUGACCAUGGUGACAUCGACUCGUAAACCAGACGGUAAAGAUCGAAGCCGACGACCAAUGAUAAUCAACACACAACUGGAUAUAGAGUCUGUUCCUCAUCAACCUACAGUUGCGGUAAAGGUAUCAGAAUCAUCAACGUCGACAUCGCAACAAACAACAAGCGGUGUCUUUUCGGUGCCGAAGGAAUCGCAGGGCCAGCUGGGCGAGCAAUUGAACAGUUUGAUCAAGGGGGCGAAAAGGAAGAAUAAGAACUAA